Molecule: messenger RNA, 519 nt
Organism: Nelumbo nucifera (sacred lotus)
Lineage: Eukaryota; Viridiplantae; Streptophyta; Magnoliopsida; Proteales; Nelumbonaceae
Source: RefSeq, a predicted model, not a curated record
GCUGCAACCACAACCGACCGCCGACCAGACAUGGCAGAAUCGCCCGGCAAGCAGCAGGUCGUUGCCCUAGCGCAGGUUAGCAACACCCAGAAUGUCUCGAUUAAGCAGGAAUCCGGUGUCGUCGAGGAUUCCAUCGACGAGAGUUCAAAGAAGAAUAAGAGCAACUACUCCAAGGUCGUCAUCGCUGACCUCAACGUCGACCCUCCCGAAAGCGACGGCGAUGAUUGUGCCUCCAUCGCUCCUCUUGAUUCCACCAAGAGCAUUAAGGAAGAAAAUUGUGGGGAGAAAAGUACCUCAGUAUGUAAAGACGUUGUGGUUGAUGCCACAGAARGAGAAGCUAAACGGUUAAAUAAACUGGGGAAGUGUUGUUCAAGAAUUAACAAGGGAAAAUGUUCUCUUGAAUGUGGGCCUGAUACGGAUGCCGAUCAACACUGUCAAGGGGCUCCAGCAUCCCGUGAGGAAAAAGUCAAGCAGCCUUAAAACUGGAUUGGUUCAUGUUGCAAGGAAGAUGCCUAAAAA